AUUGUCAAUUUGCUUCUGCUGCAGCGUGGUCGUGAACGUCUCCGGUGUUUUUAGAUUGAUAGCUUUAAAAAUUGUUUCAGUGAUACUAGAUUUCUUCUAGUUGCUCGGAUUUCAUUUAAGGUUUUCAUAUAACCUUUUUCUACGAAUUAAAACAUUUGAUAUGGCUACUAGACGUCUAAUUCCACUGUUGGACCGUGUGCUGAUUCAACGUGCAGAAGCCCUGACGAAAACCAAGGGUGGCAUUGUGCUACCUGAGAAGGCCCAAUCCAAAGUGUUGGAAGGUACGGUCAUCGCUGUCGGUCCAGGAAGCCGUAACAGCCAAACCGGACAGCACGUUCCGCUAGGAGUGACCGUUGGUGAAAAAGUUCUGCUGCCGGAAUACGGUGGCACCAAGGUUGAUCUGGGCGACAGCAAAGAGUAUCAUCUUUUCCGGGAGUCCGAUAUUCUGGCGAAGAUAGAUCAAUAGGAGCAACAGAGCCGUCAACCCAGGCCAAAUUCGAUCCGAAUUAGAAAUCCGGCGAGAAAGGGGGAAUUGGUUGAAAUUCGGCUCUAAUGGCUAAUAAUGUUGGCAAAUUAAGCAAAUCGAACAUCAACUAUCUGUUAGGAUUAAGGAAGUUACUACUGUAGAUGAAACGAAUACGCUGGUAAUAUUCGUUCCGUGUGAAAAUGACGAGUGUUAUGUUGUGAGUGCUGAAGCAUGCUUAGCUCGCAUUUCGCAUCACUUUGGCGACAUGUUUCAGAACAAUUGCAGCAGUGAGAGUGACCGAUCAUGUAGACCACCAAAGUUUGUCGAGCUAACUUUGCUGCUCUUAACAUGAUUGGGCACGGCCAGCAACACCUCACUUCCUUGCAGUGUCGAAAAACUUGCUAGGUUACUGAUAGGGAGGGAGGUUCGUGGCCUCGAAGAAAACGAGAGAAUAUUCAAACGAGUACAUGUACGUGUGUGGCUGCUACUACUGAUAAGAGUACGAUUCAUUUAGUUUAUUUACGGUUGAAUAAAAAUAUGAACAGACAUUAAAA
This is a messenger RNA of Malaya genurostris, 1020 nucleotides long. RefSeq names its product 10 kDa heat shock protein, mitochondrial. Gene Ontology annotation, cellular component: mitochondrial matrix. NCBI's taxonomy places the organism in Eukaryota, Metazoa, Arthropoda, Insecta, Diptera, Culicidae. The record is from RefSeq and is a predicted model, not a curated record. The coding region runs from base 161 to 466 and encodes 101 amino acids. The transcript is spliced from 2 exons. Gene Ontology annotation, molecular function: metal ion binding; ATP binding; protein folding chaperone.